UAUAUAAUUAAGUUUCACUUUCUUCCUUAAUAGCUCUUCAAAACACUUUUUGUCCAAACUCUCUCUUAAAAAAUGAAGGUCUCUCCUCGUUUGAACUCAGCCCUUCUCCUAUUGUUCAUGAUCCUUGCCACAGUGAUGGGUCUGGUCACGGUAGAGGCACGGACGUGUGAAACAAGUAGCAACUUGUUCAACGGACCAUGUCUGAGCUCAAGCAAUUGCGCUAAUGUUUGCCACAAUGAAGGUUUUUCAGAUGGUGACUGCCGUGGAUUCCGUCGUCGCUGUUUGUGCACCAGACCUUGUUGAUAGAUGAUCUAUUUAUAUAUAAUGAAUAUAUAUUAUCAAAAACUUAAUAAUCUUUUCUAUGUUUUCUAUCUCUUUGAUCAUUUUCUGACUUUUAUCCUAGAUAUCGUUUGCCCUUGAAACAACAAUAAGGAGAUCUAAAAUCUUUAAGCCCUUUUGGCUUGAGCUUUCGAUUAUCUACCAAGGUUAAACAAUAGUGCCUUUUAGUUACCAUUUUCAAAUCUUAUGACUUUUUAUGUAUCCAAUUAGAUUGGACUUACGCAUCCAAUAUAAAUAAAACAUGAUUAUGUAUAAUAUCGCAUUUUUCUUUGAAUAACCAAUGGUCCAUGAG
Molecule: messenger RNA, 631 nt
Organism: Arabidopsis thaliana (thale cress)
Lineage: Eukaryota; Viridiplantae; Streptophyta; Magnoliopsida; Brassicales; Brassicaceae
Gene: LCR66
Product: low-molecular-weight cysteine-rich 66
Exons: 2
Coding region: 73-303 (76 amino acids)
Biological process (GO): defense response
Cellular component (GO): extracellular region
Source: RefSeq, marked reviewed